AUGGGUAGUAAGAAAAAUGGAAAUAUUGAAAAUAAGAACACGCAAGUGAAAAAACCGCCGCGAAUCAAGGAACCACCUGGUGUUUUAGCGCGAUUAUUAUUUUUUUGGACAUUUCCAUAUUUUUACUAUGGAAAUCGACGGGAUUUGGAAGAAUACGACUUAGUACCUGCUAAGUCUAAGUACAACUCGAAAUUGGUGGGCGAUGAUUUAGAAAGAAAUUGGCUACAAGAAGAGGCGGCAGCGAAGGCCGCCGGUAGAAAACCAUCCUUUAAUAAAUGUCUUGUGAAGACAUUCUUUUGGUCUUUCGUUCCUGGAGGCAUAAUACAAUUAAUGUCAGUUAGUAUUCGGACAGUCACUCCGCUGCUCUUCGCAGAGUUGCUCUCCUACUGGUCUGCACAUUCUACAAUAAGUAGAGAAACUGCUGCAUAUUACGCAGCUGGUAUGAUUUUGAGCAAUUGGAUAGCUGCCUUUUGCGGACAUCAUGGAAAUUUUCUAUGUCAGCAAUUUGGAAUGAAGUUAAGGGUGGCCAUCAGUUCUCUUAUGUUUAGAAAGAUUAUGCGGAUGAAUAACGGUUCUUUAGGAGAGACGACGGCAGGAAAAGUUGUGAACAUAUUAUCAAAUGAUCUGCAACGAUUUGAUUUAGCGUUCCUCUUCCUACAUUAUUUAUGGAUCAUUCCAAUACAGUUAGCCGCGGUUUCAUACCUGGGCUAUAUGCAAGCGGGUACUGCUGCUCUCAUCGGAUUGGCUGCUUUAAUUAUCAUUGCAUUGCCCAUUCAAGGUAGUCUUGGUCGGUUUCUUGGCAGAAUAAGAUUUCGUACUGCAGAAAAAACAGAUGCACGGGUCAAAUUAAUGAGCGAAGUUAUUAAUGGAAUACAGGUGAUCAAAAUGUACGCGUGGGAAAUUCCGUUCCAAAAAGUUGUUGGGCAAAAACGCAUGGAUGAACUGAAACAAAUAAAAAUUGCCUCCUUGCUGAGAAUUAUAUUCAUUGGUUUUACGGUUUUUACAGAAAGAGCAGCCCUUUUCAUAACCGUUCUAUCGCUUAUUUUGCUUGGAAAUGUAUUGACUGCUAAUGUUAUAUAUCCCUUACAACAAUUUAUGAACGCUGCCCAAAUUAAUAUAACAUUAAUUUUACCGUUAGUAUUAACAUUUACUGCUGAGUUAAUGGUUUCGUUGAAAAGAGUGGAACAAUUCCUUUCCUUGGAAGACAGACCUGACUUAAUUGAAGAUAAAGUGCGCACUAAAUCGAAUUUAUUUAGGAACGUGUCAGGAAACUUCGAGGACUUUAAAGAGGCAACAGUUAGGCCUCUAUCCUACCAAACAAAAUCAGAAUUUUCUUUAAGCAAUGGUUCUUUACGGUCAGAGAGGAAAUUUCGAAGAAGUCUCUCUCAACCAAACUGUGAUAUUGCGGUUGAACUGCGGGACGUUAGCGCCAGUUGGACCGAUGACCCCAAUUUCUUGGCACUCAAGAACAUCUCUGUACGCAUACGCAAAGGAAAGCUUUGCGCAAUCAUAGGGGCCGUCGGGUCAGGCAAGUCUUCGUUCUUGCAACUACUGCUGAAGGAAUUGCCUGCAGCUACUGGCAGCGUGUCAGUGUUUGGAAAAAUCUCGUACGCUUGCCAAGAGGCGUGGCUUUUCCCGAGUACAGUCAGAGAAAACAUUUUGUUCGGUAUGCCUUACGACAAGGAGAAAUACAAUGAAGUAUGUAAAGCGUGCGCUUUAGAGAAGGAUUUCAAACAAUUCCCUUAUGGCGAUCAAACCCUAGUGGGUGAAAGAGGUGUAUCCCUCUCAGGAGGUCAGCGUGCCAGAAUCAAUUUGGCUCGGGCCGUCUACAGAGAGGCCGAUAUUUAUCUAUUGGACGAUCCGCUGUCUGCCGUGGAUGCCAAUGUGGGGCGCCAGCUUUUUGAAGGCUGCAUCAAUGGCUAUUUACGACAACGCACAAGAAUUCUAGUCACUCAUCAAAUACAUUUCCUUAAAGCAGCUGACUACAUCAUUGUUCUAAACGAGGGUGGCAUUGAAAAUAUGGGAACUUUCGAUGAAUUGGUAUCAUCAGGCAAAGAGUUGGCUGUAAUGAUGGCUUCAUUACAAGAAGGAAAAGACAAAAGUACAGAUAAUAACACUUUGAAAGUUGAAGAAAAAGAGAAGGCAGGUUUAAAGAAGUCAGUGUCUAUCAGUGAGGGCGAAGAGCUAGAGCAAUUUGAGGCGCAAAAGAUGGCUGCCGAAGAGAGACAAUCAGGAAAUCUUCGUUGGGAAGUUAUUUCCACAUACUUUAAGUUCGGUGGUAGCUUCUGUUUAGUGGCGUUUACUUUGUUAGUAAUUGCAAUGACAUCUGCAUCAGCAGCUGCUGUUGAUUAUUGGGUCAGUUUCUGGUCCAACCAAAUGGCGAAGUAUGAAGAAGAAACAGGCACUACAAAUAUGGAGCCGGGUUUGGAUGUACAAGUGGGCCCCUUUACGACUGGACAGUAUCUGAUCAUCCACGGUUGUCUAAUUCUAUCGGUCAUCAUAAUUACAAACGGUCGAGCUAUACCUUUUGCACAGUUAUGUGUCAACGCUUCCAAGAAGCUACAUGACCUAAUGUUCUCAACAAUGAUUAAGGGCAUUAUGCGAUUCUUCGAUACUAGUUCUUCGGGCCGGAUCCUCAAUCGUUUUACAAAAGAUAUUGGUGCAGUCGACGAAAUACUACCAAGAACUUUGUUAGAUGUUUUGCAAAUUUAUGGAACUUUGACAGCUAUUCUUGUGCUAAAUGCCAUAGCACUAUACUGGACAUUGAUACCAUCAGUAGUAUUGUUAACAUUCUUCGUGUUUUUCGUAAAGUUGUACACAAAAGCCGCUCAAGGGAUUAAGCGGCUGGAGAGUAUUACAAAAAGUCCCGUUUUCGGUAUGGUCACAUCUUCAUUGAGUGGUAUUGCAACUAUCCGAUGCUGCGAUGCUCAAAACCGUCUCAUUGAUGAUUUCGACACUCAUCAGGACUUGCACACAUCAGCGUGGUACAGCUAUUUGGGUGGUGGAGUCACUUUCGGAUUUUAUUUGGACACAAUGUGCCUAGUUUAUCUUUCUUCUGUCAUCUUUGUCUUCUUAUAUCUUGACUUUGGUGAUUUGAUCCCAGUGGGCAGUGUAGGGUUGGCUGUGACACAGAGCAACACGCUCACUGCAAUGUUGCAGCACGGCGCUCGCAUGCUGGUGGAGUACGUCGCACAGCUUACCAGCGUUGAACGUGUGCUGGAGUACACUCGUGUCGAAACUGAGAAGAACCUCUUUGAUGGACCGAUACCUAUUCCACCGAUGUGGCCUUCAGAAGGAAGAAUUAUAUUUGAAAACGUAAACUUGCGGUACGGACCUGAUGAAGAUCCAGUAUUGAAGAAUUUGAAUCUUGUAGUUGAAAGUGGUUCAAAGGUGGGAAUCGUGGGUAGAACCGGCGCUGGCAAGUCAUCCUUAAUAUCAGCGUUAUUCAGAUUUGCGUACAUCGACGGCACGAUAACGAUCGACGGUAUUGACACUGCUAUGGUGUCUAAGCAGGGCUUACGUUCAAAAAUUUCUAUCAUCCCGCAAGAGCCCGUACUAUUUUCAGCAACAAUUAGAUACAAUCUUGACCCAUUCAACAUAUACAGUGACGAUGAUCUUUGGAGAGCUCUCGAGCAGGUAGACAUGAAAGCGGCUGUUCCCUCUUUAGACUUCAAAGUGACUGAAGGUGGCUCCAACUUUUCUGUUGGUCAAAGACAGCUCAUGUGCUUAGCGCGCGCUGUGCUUCGGUCCAAUAAAAUAUUGAUAAUGGAUGAGGCCACAGCAAACGUUGACCCACAGACGGAUAAUUUCAUUCAACAAACAAUACGACGUCAAUUUGCAUCGUGCACUGUCCUGACGAUAGCCCAUCGUUUGAACACCAUUAUGGACUCCGAUCGUGUCCUCGUAAUGAGUGGUGGUGUUAUUGCCGAAUAUGACCACCCGUACAAACUGCUCUCAGAUCCCAAUAGCAGUUUGUCCAGUAUGGUGCGGGAAACCGGUGAGAAGAGCAGUCACAUACUGUACGAAGUUGCCAAAGAUGCUUAUUUCAAAAAUAAUCUGAAAGAAGAUUUAAGAUGA
Molecule: messenger RNA, 4077 nt
Organism: Parnassius mnemosyne (clouded apollo)
Lineage: Eukaryota; Metazoa; Arthropoda; Insecta; Lepidoptera; Papilionidae
Source: the annotation of a GenBank genome assembly